This is a messenger RNA of Cryptomeria japonica (Japanese cedar), 2509 nucleotides long. Its product is annotated as toll/interleukin-1 receptor-like protein. NCBI's taxonomy places the organism in Eukaryota, Viridiplantae, Streptophyta, Pinopsida, Cupressales, Cupressaceae. Gene Ontology annotation, molecular function: ADP binding. Gene Ontology annotation, biological process: defense response; signal transduction. Bases 1006 to 2046 code for a protein of 346 amino acids. The record is from RefSeq and is a predicted model, not a curated record. The transcript is spliced from 2 exons.
UGUUGACUCUCAUUCUUUGUACAGUUCGGGGACUGAAUAAUUUUUAGGCAUUUCCUUUCCUUGUUUUUUCCCCCUUGCAUGUUUCGAGGAAAGGACCGAAACUCCUUACUUUAUUUUACACGUUAGCGCUUGUCUAAUUUGUAAACGUUUUCUUCACCAUACCUUUCUCCGUAGUUUACAGGAAAAGAUUAAACUCGCCUGGAGUAGGAUCUAUUUAAUUCACUUUACCCUUCCUGUCUCCAAAGGCUCAUAUUUUAUUAAGCAUACCGCAAUCAAAUCCUAUGCUCUCUGUUCCUCCUCUUUCUAUAUUUUAAAAUAGGUUGUUAGCGUUUGAUCUGGAACUAAUGGCGUCUUCUUCAUCAUCUCACCAGCAAAAUCGAGAAUCAAAUGCUUUCUCUGGAAUUGAACCUGCUUGUCAAAGAAGGAAGGUUUCUGAAUCUUCGAGUGUGUUUGAUGUAUUCAUCAAUCACAGAGGUCCCGAUGUCAAACAAACUUUGGCAAUGAAGCUUUACAAACGUCUUGAAGGAUUGGGAAUAGGUGCGUUUCUUGAUUCUGAAAAGAUGGAACUUGGAAAAUUGUUUACCUCUACUAUUAAGACAGCCAUCAACUCUGCUAAGGUACAUAUAGCCAUCUUUUCCGAAGGAUAUGCAGAGUCCCCUUGGUGCCUGGCUGAGCUGGUUCUAAUGUUAGAAACUGAGGCCGAAAUCAUUCCUGUGUUUUAUAAAGUGAAGCCAUGUGCACUCCGCUACAUUGAGAAGGGCGUAUACGCUGAUGCAUUCAGUAGAUAUAAAGAGAAGGGGAGGUACCUGGAGAAGCUUAACGAGUGGAAGAAAGCCCUUAACCAUGUUUCAUUUAUGGCUGGAGUUGAAUUCGACAGUGACUGCAAAUUCGAAAUCAUAGUAGAAGCAGUAGAAAGGGAAGUACAAAGGAAACGAUGUUUAUAUGUUGCAAAAUAUCCAGUAGGGCUUAAAAAUCUUGUGGAAGGUUUUGAAAGGCGAUGCCUUGAUGAACUUGUCCAAGAUUUUGAGAACCGGUGCUGUCUGGAAGGCAGGAAAGAUAAGCCUAACGUUGUUGGCAUUUUCGGCAUGGGUGGAGUGGGAAAGACAACUCUUGCCAAAGAGUUGUUCAAUAGAAAGCGUUCAGAAUACUCUGGAGGAAGCUUUCUGUUUGAUGUGCGAGAAGAAAGUCAGAGGUGAACUACGUCGUUUGCAAAGUCAGCUUGUCAAGGAUCUUCUCCACAGAGAAAAAAGUUUUGGAAGUAUAGAGGAAGGAAGAAGCUAUCUCAAUGAUCAUCUACCAAGAAGCCCUUUAAACUUCCUAGUAGUUGUAGAUGACAUAGAUCACGUGGAGCAGUUAGAUGCUCUAUUGAUCAUGGAUAUCCUAAAUAAAUUAGGUAAUAGUCUUGUUAUUGUCACAACCCGUGACGUUGGAGUGGUGAUAUCUGCAGGGAUUACCGUUGGUUAUCCUUUAAAAGGAAUGGACAGAAACAACGGGAGGCAACUCUUCUGCUGGCAUGCGUUUGACCAUCCCCUUCCAAGAGCUGGGUACGAGGCGUUGGUUGAGCAAUUCGUAGACGUGUGUGGAGGGUUACCUCUUUCUCUUCUGGUUCUGGGCCGGCUCGUUCAUGGUAGAGAUCACAGGUUUUGGAAGUCGAAUUUGAAUAAAGCUAGAGAGACGCUGCCACGAGAUGCAAAACAAAGAUUGAGAAUAAGUUUUAACGCAUUAGAGGAUGAGGAGAAACAAGUUUUCAUGGAUAUUGCUUGUUUCUUUUUGGGCAAACCGAAGUGUAUGGCUGAAAGAAUAUGCGAGAUAUCAGGAUGGGAUGCUCAAAAUGCACUGCAAACACUAAAAGAUAAAUGUCUUUUAGAAGAAGAAGAAAAACCUUGGUAUGUGAAUGGCAAAGGGAAAAUUGUAUUGAGAAUGCAUGACCACUUGAGGGACUUGGGAAGAGAAAUGGCACUGGAGUUCAGUCCUCCUCACCGCCUGUGGCGCCCUCAAGAUCUGGAAUCUUUGGUAUGCUUGUUACCCCUUCAGAUUUGUCGUUAGUGUUAUAAUAAUAACAAAUCUUAAGUUGUUACUACAUAAAUUCAAAAUGCGCUGCUUGCUUCAGUAUAUGCAGGAAUGGACGGGUUUGCAAACUAUCCUCAGCAAAACCAAAAUUAGGUGUCUCUAUCGGAUGUCUUUCGGUUCCAGUCACGCUACACUCUUUUUAGGCCAAUCAGAUAGUUGUGUUGACACGUCAGCUUCCUUACUAUGGCUCGAGGUCAAGGGGGACGGUUAUGUGCACCCAGAAAUCACAGAACAAUCAAAGAUCCUUUCAUAUGUUCCUCUUCAAAAUUUGCAGUACUUGAAAAUCUCCGGUGGACUAUUCAAAACGUUGUGGGAGAAUCGCAGACAGGUAUUUUGAUCUUUUCUUUCCAAAACGAAAUCUUUAGUAAGGCUAUAUAGUGGAAUGCAUUAUAUUAUUUUUUUAGUCAUAGAGAUUUAUAAAUACAUAUUUACAAUUCCA